This is a messenger RNA of Cylicocyclus nassatus, 1701 nucleotides long. Lineage: Eukaryota; Metazoa; Nematoda; Chromadorea; Rhabditida; Strongylidae. The record is from the annotation of a GenBank genome assembly.
AUGGUCAGCCGACAUUGCCGUAUCGGAUUGCUGACGCUGUUUUCCUUAUUUCUUCCCACUACAUCUAACCCCAUAGAUAAUGGAUUAGUUGACUCAGAAUUGAUACAUGAGUGUGUAAGUAAUAAAUCUGUUGAUCUCCUUCUUGUUCUUGAUGGUUCCGGUUCCAUUGGUGAUGAUACUUUUCGUAAUCAGAUUGCCUUCGCUAUGCAUCUCGCACAACGGCUCAACAUUUCCACUGAAGGUAGUCGAAUGGCCGUCAUACAGUAUGCCGAAACUCCACGGCUAGAGUUUACCCUUAACCAGUACACUCACCCUACUCAGCUCGAAUGGGCAAUCCAGCGGAUAAAUUUCCAGUCUGGUGCGACCAACACCGGUUUAGCGCUGAAAUUAGCCUUGGAGCGCGGAUUCGAGGGCGCCCGUGGUGGUGACAUUCCACGAGUUGCUGUCGUGGUCACGGAUGGGCAAAGUCAGGAUGAAGUCGCUGAACAAGCACAGCUCUUACGAGAUGCACAUAUCACAGUAUAUGCGAUCGGAGUUACGAAUCUCGUAAAUGUCCAUCAAUUACAUCAGAUCACAGGAAAUCCGGUACGAGUUUUCACUGUCGAAUCAUUCGAUCAGCUUGACAAAUCCUUGGCAGACUCGCUCACUUGGGACAUGUGCAAAACGGAAUUUCGACCUGGGACUCCUGACAUCAUCUGUGGUCCGGACAGAAUUGGAGUCCGAGCAUCGACAAAAAAACCAUUUGACGGUUAUGUCUUUGUCAUGGAUCAUUUCCAUGAGGAAGAGUGUCGUGCGGGUCCGGAAAAGUUUCCAGAUUCGAAGAGCAUCGGAAUCACAGUACCAUUCAAUGUGUGCAACGUGCAUAGAUAUCGAUCGCUAAAUCCGCGUGGAAUAUUUGUGGAAAUGACCGUAGUCUUUAUGUUCCACACAUUGUUUAUGACAAAAGUGGAUCAAAUGGUGAAAAUUCAGUGCUUUUACAUGGAAGCUGACAAGAAAGUUACCGUACCACUUUCUGUAAGUAUGAUCACGACACAGUUCCGUGAAAAAAUGUACCAGAUGCCACAGUGUUCUUAUACAUUGCGUAAAGGUGGUCCAGAAGGUGAAAUUGUGCGGUAUGCCACGUUAGGAGAGAGUGUUUACCAUAGGUGGGAAUGUGUCGAAGUGGAGAAAAAGGACACUUUCGGAAUGCUGGUCCAUUCAUGCUACGUAGACAACGGACAUGGAGACCGUGUGGACGUUCUGAAUGAAAAGGGGCAAGGUUUUCCCCUGUACAGCUUCCUAAACAAGGACCAUAGAUUUUCGAAGACAAGCACUUUUGCAAUGUACUGUGGAGUGAAAAUUUCUGACAGAGAUGUGCUUUUGUUCAUAAUACAAAUUUCCGUAAGCUGCUCUUUGGUAACAGACGUCACUGAGAUCACCGCAGAAGGUUAUUGCUCAUUGACACACACAAUGCAUUGUCUGCCCUCUAUGAGGGCAGGCAAUGCAUUGCUCCAGAAGCAUUCGCUGAUGCGAGUAAGGACAAGAUCGCUUAGUUGUCUCCAAAAAAUCUAUCAGCAGGAAAGCCACUGCCAAAGCACAACCUCUGGCAAACCACGCCUGUAUAAACUCACCGAGCUAUCCAAACCCAAGGUCAUCAGCAUCAGAAAAAAUAGCACAGACCAUCCGGGUGCCCAAGGCAUUGUUGCUAGUGCUUCUGGGUAG